Messenger RNA from Anthostomella pinea, 720 nucleotides. NCBI's taxonomy places the organism in Eukaryota, Fungi, Ascomycota, Sordariomycetes, Xylariales, Xylariaceae. The record is from the annotation of a GenBank genome assembly.
AUGGUCGCCGACGCAGUCAUCUACCACCCGACGGUGGCGCACUACCUCAAGUUCGUCGCGACGACGGUGGGGCGCGACAAGCUGCUGCGCACGCUACAGUACUUCGCGCGCUUCUACGCGUGGUACCUGCUGCGCACCAACGGCACGCGCGCCGAGAUCGCGCCCUUCGACGCCAUCAAGAAGCAGUUCGGCGCCGCGCGCAAGCUGCUGCGCGCGGGGAAGAACGUCGAGCACUUCAAGGCCGCCGCCGUCGCCAUGGACUCCAAAUCCUCCGCCGCCUCGGGCAUGGACCCGGUGCUGCGCUACGCGGCUGUCGGUCGACAGCUGGGCUAUGCGGGGUACUUGACGUUGGAUCUGAUGGCGCUGCCGGAUGCGCUGGGCGUGAGGAAGUGGGAGGGCGCGAAGACGGUUGGACGCGAGGCGUAUCGGUGCUGGGCGGUUGGGCUGGCUUGCAGUGUUGUGGCGCAGAGUUAUACGCUGUUGCGCCUGAGAGAGCGCGAGGCGCGUGUUGAUCGGAAGGAGGGCGAGGGUGUGGUGGAGAGUAAGAGGAUUGCUAAGGAGCGCACCACAAGCCAGCUGCAGCUGCUGUCCGACCUCUGCGACCUGACGAUCCCCACGUCGGCGCUGGGCUGGGUCGGCUUCGACGACGGGUUCGUCGGCCUGGCGGGCACGACGAGCAGUUUGAUCGGUGUCUACAACCAAUGGAAAAAGACGGCGUAA